Gregarina niphandrodes is the source of this 588-nucleotide messenger RNA. RefSeq names its product proteasome subunit beta type. Gene Ontology annotation, cellular component: proteasome core complex, beta-subunit complex; proteasome core complex; nucleus. The record is from RefSeq and is a predicted model, not a curated record. The coding region runs from base 1 to 588 and encodes 195 amino acids. NCBI's taxonomy places the organism in Eukaryota, Apicomplexa, Conoidasida, Eugregarinorida, Gregarinidae. Gene Ontology annotation, molecular function: peptidase activity. The transcript is spliced from 2 exons. Gene Ontology annotation, biological process: proteasomal protein catabolic process.
AUGGACACAGUCAUCGGCAUCAAGGGAAAGGACUUCGUUCUGUGUGCAGCCGAUAAAAGCAGUGCCUACUCCAUCAUUCGUUUAGUCGACACGCAAGAUAAGGUGUGCGAGUUGGAUGGGAACAAGUUGAUGGCUUGCGCGGGUCCAGACGCUGACCGGCAGAACUUUAUGGACUACAUCCAGAAGAAUGUGCAUUUGCGUCGUCUCAUGUCGCAGGGGCGUUCGCUGAGUCCGAAGGCGACGGCGAACUACGCUCGAACGGAGUUGGCGCUGGCGUUGCGCAAGGCACCGUACCAAGUCGACGCCCUCGUAGGCGGCAUCAACCCCGUCUCGAGAGAGCCGGAGCUGUACCUGCUCGACUACCUCGGCACGCUCGUGGCCAGCGAUCGGGCCGCACACGGUUAUGGCAGCCACUUCAUAUACGGCCUACUCGACCGCGAAUACCAACCGGACAUGACCCUCGAACAGGCGACCGACCUCGUCCGCAAGUGCAUUCACGAACUCAACACGCGAUUCCUCGUCCACAAACCCGCCUACCUCGCCAAAGCAGUCACGGCCGACGGCAAAAUACAGCUCGUUACCCUCUAA